CUCUCCUGAAAGUGCCAAAGUUUAACAACUGUAAAUCAAUAGUGAUCAAUAGUAAAGCAGUUAUUGCUUCUCUUUGAUUUCCUUGUUUUCAUUUCAGAGUCCUGGUUGAUUAUUAGCCAAACAUUACAAAAUAUCACACCAUCAGUGCAGACAGCCUCUCUGAAGCAUAUAAAAGAAAGCAGCCUUUCACCUGUCUCUGCAAGAUUCUUGAUAACAUUUAACGGUGCAGAUCAGCUCCAACUAACAGAUCAACCUCUCAUCCUGCUCCUGUGACAGAGAGACACCAUCAUGCUUUUAUUCCUCUUCUUGUUUGGUCUGGCUCUCGGUGCUGAGACUCCUUCAGGUGACCAUCAAUUGAAGCUACAGCGUGGUAACUGUCCCAUGUUCUGGUACAGCUUCAACGGCCGCUGCUACAAGUAUGUCUCCACACAUUUGACCUGGGCUGAUGCAGAGCUCCACUGUGUGUCAGAGAAGGCCAACCUGGUGUCUAUCCACAGUCUGGAAGAACAGAAGUUCGUCAAAUCCCUGAUUAAGAACUUUGACCAUGCUGAGGGAUUCACUUGGAUCGGACUCAGUGACACCCAGAAGGAAGGAGGAUGGAUGUGGUCUGAUGGAUCUGCAGUGCACUUUGUCUUUUGGAAUUCAGGAGAGCCAAACAACUAUAAAGGACAUGAAGACUGUGUUCACAACAACUAUGGUACUGGUCGAAAAUGGAAUGAUGUCCCAUGUUCUAAAACCUUUCCGUCUGUUUGUGCUUCUCGCAUACUCUGUCCUUAGCAAGUGAUAUGGUUGCUAUGGACAACCUGAUGUAUUUCCAACUGUUGUUCUGUUAAAAUGCAAUGGGCCUCAACAAAAAAGUUACAAAUGUUUAUGAAGAAAAGUCAUUUAUCAAACCUUCAUUUUCACCAGUGUUGGACAUUCAUAAAAGUUUGUCGCUACAGAUAAGACCUGGGCUGAUGCAGAGCUCCACUGUGUGUCAGAGAGGCCAAUCUGGUGUCUAGUCUUC
This is a messenger RNA of Thunnus maccoyii (southern bluefin tuna), 1006 nucleotides long. RefSeq names its product lactose-binding lectin l-2-like. The record is from RefSeq and is a predicted model, not a curated record. The coding region runs from base 289 to 777 and encodes 162 amino acids. NCBI's taxonomy places the organism in Eukaryota, Metazoa, Chordata, Actinopteri, Scombriformes, Scombridae. Gene Ontology annotation, molecular function: signaling receptor activity. The transcript has a single exon.